Messenger RNA from Exserohilum turcica Et28A, 1392 nucleotides. Its product is annotated as glycosyltransferase family 2 protein. Lineage: Eukaryota; Fungi; Ascomycota; Dothideomycetes; Pleosporales; Pleosporaceae. The transcript has a single exon. The record is from RefSeq and is a predicted model, not a curated record. The coding region runs from base 1 to 1392 and encodes 463 amino acids.
AUGAUCACCGUCAUUCUUCUUGUUGCUCGCGUUCCGCCGCUACAUCCUGACGCCAGUCCACCUGCAGAGCCGCCUGUAUCAGAGACACUCAUCGACCUUGAGAAAGCUGCUAGUAUUAUAGAGUCGCCGCCCAACAACCGGACAGCACUCGUUAUCCCAUGCCACAAUAGCGAUCACGAAGCUACCAGCAAAGUUCUCAAGAGCGCAUUCGUUCACUUCAGCCCAAAAGACAUCUUUGUCGUUGACAACGGGCGCUCGAGACACCCUCCGUCGCCCGAUUUCCGCAACUUCAUUCGAAGCGAACACCCUGACAUCAACUAUAUCUGGUCUCCCAUCGGAAGUAAGAACGCUGCCCAGCUUGUAGGAGCCAUGGCCGCCAAAGACCACGAUUGGAUCAUGACUGUCGACGACGACGUAUCCAUCCCCGCCAACUUCCGAGCACCCAUUGACAAGAUGGACGAUAUUACCAAGGGCUGCGCAUUUCCACUCAAGGCCGUCGACGCAAACGGCGAUGUACCCAUGUGCAUGGUCGCCUGGCAGGACUGCGAAUACAAAAUGUCUGGACUGACCAAGCUCGCCGAGUCGUCCAUCUGCGGAGUGCUGUAUCCCCACGGCGCCGGGUGGUUCUGCGAGCGCGACACGCUGAUUGACCUCAUCAGCAACUACCACUCGAUCGACUUCAUCGCCGAAGACGUCAACACGGGCCUGUCGAUGCAGCGCAUGAAGAAGCGCAUCGCCUUCGACGCCACGUGCGUGCUAGAAACCGAAGUCCCCACCACGGUGCUGGGCCCGGGCCUAAACUGGUGGAACCAGCGGUACCGCUCGUGGGAAAUGGGCCGGCACGGCCGUCUCGUCGCCUUUGCCGAUCGCAUGUUGCUUUCGCUCAACGGGCAAACCACACCGUGGGGCAUUUUCACGCAGAAAUUCAUCCACCUGUACUCCAUCGCCACCAUUGUCGUCGACUGGGUGCGCGUCCCUGUUCUCGUGACCAUGGGCAACGACGUGAAUUUCUGGCGCAUGGGGCUCCCGCUGAUGCUCGCUGCCACGCUGCCCAUCCUUGCCUUCAAGUACUUCAACGCGCGGCACCGCCCGGAUCUGCAGCCGCGCUUCUGGGCCGCAAUCACGUAUCCACUGUACAAGCAGCUGUACUCGCUCGUCUCCGUCUUUGGCGCCAUCCGCGCUGUCAUUUUCUAUGCUGGAGGCCACAAGAAGCCGAAAACCAUUCGCAAAAUGAUCAAGGACCAGGAUCCAAAUGCCCUGUGGCUUGAUCCUGGCUUCGAAUCCAACCCGGCUUUUCUGGCUGAUGAGGCUGAAGAGCUGAAGGCGGCUUCUGUCGCGACCAGCGAGACAAAAGUUCCUUCUUCUGUGUAUAUAUCUCCGGGUUCGCCUUGA